Falco peregrinus (peregrine falcon) is the source of this 21084-nucleotide messenger RNA. RefSeq names its product zinc finger protein 711 (gene ZNF711). Bases 10825 to 13248 code for a protein of 807 amino acids. The transcript has 17 exons. Gene Ontology annotation, molecular function: metal ion binding; RNA polymerase II cis-regulatory region sequence-specific DNA binding; DNA-binding transcription factor activity, RNA polymerase II-specific. NCBI's taxonomy places the organism in Eukaryota, Metazoa, Chordata, Aves, Falconiformes, Falconidae. Gene Ontology annotation, biological process: regulation of transcription by RNA polymerase II. Gene Ontology annotation, cellular component: nucleus. The record is from RefSeq and is a predicted model, not a curated record.
CCUAGAGGUAACGUCAUCUGUAUCUGCUCUGGCACUUCCCUGAUAUAUAAACUGCAAAAGGUCACUGUGCUGGUAGCUUGUCCUUCGUUCUGUUGAAUUCUGUUAUCUUUCAAUUAGUGAAAACACGUGCUUCGUAUUUUGCUAUACAAACAGAUUGGCUGGAAAACUUAAGCCUGAAAAGAAAUGCUGCUUCCUACGAAGGUACUCUCAGCACCCGGAUAUGAAGGGGUAUUGGCUCCUGUUCUCCAUUAGAAGAGAUUGCAAAUGCGGUUUCUUCUUCGACAGCUGCUAAUUCAAAGGCGAAUGAUUAGUGAAAUACAGGCAGACAGUGUUCCUAGUGUCGCUGUGGGGCAGUACUGCGCAAUGGAAUGUGUGCAAGGCACAAAUGAUGAACGAGCAGGAGUGAGUGAGGCUUUUAGCACGGUUCAGACACAGAUAGGUGUUAAUAUUUUGGAAUCCAAAUUUCAGGCAGAGUGUCGGACUUUUUUAUACAGAGUCCAACAGAAGGUGAAGUCUGUAAAUGUGAAGGUUAGAGAAGAAGAAUUCUAUUAGUUAAACUUGCUUGGGACAGCAGACAAAGUGUUUUGUUUCUUUAAUUAUAUCUUAAGGCCCAAGAAACUCAGAAUUCAGGCAGGAAUCAGCAGAUAUUGUCAGUCUUCAUAGAGCUCCUAGACAAGACACAUUUAGCAUUCCAUCACAGAAAGAGGAGUAGAAAAAUUAGAUGGCUGGGCUUCGUAUGCCAUUUCCAGGGAAACAGAUGCAGACAUAAGGCAGGAAGUGAUGAUGGUGAAGAAAUUACCAUUUUCAAGUGCAAGACUGGAUGGCAGAAAUUUUAUUAUCUCUCUUUGAUCAGAUUCUGGGCAAAAAAGCAUAAAGGAAAAACCAUCUGCUCUACUCCUAGAUUCUAUUUAAAUUUAUGUCCUUUGAGUGGUACGCUGCCUCAAGUCAACAAGAAACGUAAGAUGAUGCAGGUUUGCAUGGAUUUUCUAGGAGUUUACUGUGGUGACAUUUUUUCAGUAUGUAGUGGAAAACUAUGCACAGGCAUUAGUCUUCUGGGAACAGGGCGGGAAGCUUCCUUGGAUAGCUGUUCAGGAUUGAGCGUGUCUGCCCUUUAGAGCAAGGGUAGGCCUUAAAAGACUGCCCACCACCCACAGUGCCAAAAGCUGCUCUGGUCCUUUCCACACAAGUGCAUUGCCACUCAAAUCUCACGGUGCACGUGAAAGUGCCUGGUCUGCAGAAGGUGCUUUGGACUCCUUGGUGGUUAGGCAGUGAAGAGCUAGAGCAAGCAGUUUGUAUUACAGCCCCUGAUUUUACGAGUUCAUGCUGUAAAUGGAUGUGAUCACAAGCUGUCCUUAGGCUGUGUUUGUCUCAAAUUACUCCUUAGGGCAAAAUUGUAAUAGAACUGUACCCGAGAGUUAAAUCAUCAUUCAGAAGUAUUAGAUACUUUUUCUGGGAUAUGAAAUUAUUGUUUUUUGAUGAAUGAACAGUGAGGAGUAGGGUUCUAGAGCUCAUGAAAUGGUACCCUGUGCUGCAUCGUUUCUUGGUGGUGGACCAGAGGAGUGAGCCAGCACAGGUUUAUUCCAGCACAGAUUUUGCCUACUAGUGUCACUUUCUAGUUUUACUUUUUUUGUCAGUUUCUCAUUUCUCUCCACAAGGCAGUGUACUGUUUGUUUGUUUUCUACCAACAGUUUUUGUUUAAUAUCCCUAGCAGUUGAAAAGCUGGGGCUAAGAUUAGAGGCUUGGGCUCUGGCACUGAAACAGCUAUAGCUAAAGAUGUCAGUUUCCCAGUCUGCAGCCAAAGAAAAUGGGACAAAAAAAGUAUGAAAUUUUGUAUCCUGUCUGGGUAUGUUCUCUGCUUUCAGAAAGACCAUAGUUGAUCUCUCAGUUGGUAUUUCUCUGUCCUGGAGCAUAGAUUUAUUAGUAGUGGGAAGGAAUUUUUUAAUAAAAACCUGGAAUAUGAUAUACUAGUUCUUUACUAACAUAAACUUCUGUUAGUCAGUCAUAAUCUUGUCCACCCAUGUGAGAUACAUGAUGAGAGAAAUUGGUAGAAUUACCAAAAAAAGUGCUGAUUAUUACAGAAAAGUUUGGAAUGUAUUUGCUGAAAUCAGGGUAGCUCAAAUCAGGUUACUCUGCUGCUCUGUGCAGGUAUUGGAACGGUGACUCUGAAUCCGUACUGUGCAGCUGCCGUUUUGUGAAGCCUUUGUCAGGUUAAGAAGGUGCCUGCCCUCUUCAGUUCAGACAUCUGAGCCUCCACCUUUUGUGUCAUACUGCGUAGGUGACUUGUUCCAAAUAACUACAAGGAACUGUAGCCACAUCUCUGUAUUAAUAAUUCAUGGUAAAGGUGCUAUGCAAGAACUUUAAAAAAGCAGAUUCAAAUCUACGUUGUGCCAUGCUGCUGAGUCCUCAUUUGAAAUAUGUGCCUGACUUGAGCUCUUUAAGGUUUCAGACCCAGUACACAGGAAAAGUUGCACUGCAAGACAUGACUUUAGUAAUUUAUAGUGAAACACUUUGAAAUGCCUCUCAAGUAUAUCAUUAAUUGUCACUUAAAAGUUUCUUUCAUAAUGCAAUAAUACACUAACAUAAUAAAAGUAAGAAUGUAUACCGUGAUUUUUAUAUGGUGUAAGUUACUUAUUUGUGAAAAAUCCAGUGUCUUAAAAGAACUGGGUCACAUGAUAUUUUAUAAUAUAGAAAGUUUUAAUUUAAUGCAUGUUUUUUAUUUAUGAUCGAUUGUAUUAUAUAGAGAUUUUGAAAUUGUUGAUAGUAAUUUUUUAUUUGCAGUAAACUGUUUGUGAUAACUUUAUUUUGUCAUAUUGUUGUGAAGCACCUGAAAAUAAAGGGUGAUAAGAUACUUUUUAAAAAUUAAGUGUAACUUCUGUAUGUUGUCUCAUCUAUAGGGCAAACUGUCAAUUCCUUUUCUCUAAUGUAUGUUUUAGAAGUUAAUUUGGUUUUUUUUUUAAAAAAAGACAAACCUAAGUCACACCUUUUUCACUGACAUUGAGGGGGAAAAAACUUCACCCCUGAAGUACUGAAACAUACAUUCCCAGAAAAAAAAAAUAAUCACUGCAGUAAUGUGCAGGACAUAUUAAUGCUCAGCAUUCAGUUGUUUAUGUGUCUUAAAUUCUGAGAAGUGCUUCCAUUUUUUCUUCUUAGUAAUUUCUUUUAAAGAAUGCUGUAGCUCAGAACUUGGGAGAAAAAAGGCAGCUUUUAUCUGUGCUGGCGGAAUGACACAUAUUGUUAGCAGAACCAGGCAGAUAACAAAUAUAUUUACUUCGUUAUGGCUCCAUGAUAAACUUCCAGGUAGUUUGCCAAUCCAGGGGUCAUAAAUAAUUUAAUACAUGGUGUAACCUACAGUGUAACUACUUAAAGAAGAAAAAUUGUGUGAAUAAGUAAUGUGGCUAUUGCAAUGGCAGGUUACCAUUAUGAUUCUUGAAUAACUUUGCAAAUACUGUAACGAUAUUUUAAUGCAUCAGUGUAGUUACCUGGUAGUGAAAGUCUGGAGUAUUUCUAAAUCAUAUUCAAAUACAGAAAAUGUAUUUUAAAUCUAGAAAGAAGGUGGGGUCCUACAAAGCCUGUAGUUUUUAAAAAGAAGCAUUAGUAUGCUCUAGUUUGUAAUUUUUAUUUUAAAUUGCAGGGAUUCUAAGAAGCACAGCUCGGAUACAUACUGAUGGUAAACGGUAGUGGAGGAGGGCUGUAAUUGAAACCGUUCUAGAAGUUACCGUAUUAUUUAUAUUACUGCAGUGUUGAUGUGCUCUUCUUGUAGACCAGAGUGAGUGUGUAAACCCAGCUGAAAUGCUAAAGAGAAGGAAGUCUAGAAGUUGGAAAAUCUCGAUUUUACACUAUUUUUUUUUAUUUAAAGAAACUUCUUUACGUUUUAAAGUCUAAUGGCCAGAUCUAUUUUGUGUUGCAAAAAUUAAGCAUUUUAGUACUCACUAACAGGUUGUAGAAGAGUAGGAGGGAGAGGGAAAUGGAAGUUUUAUCCCUGACUCAGGAGUGGUGAAAGGGACAUGCAUUUGGGAGCUCCGCAUUUACUGCGGGGCAGAGCCAGAACACUAGUACUCAAGGUGCAGUUAUUCUUCACCCUUUCGCUUAUGGGCUGAUUGCUUUCAGUAAAAUAGCUGAAGGAAAUUCCAUGCGUUUCCCUUACUGUGAUCAGGUAUUGGGUCUAAACUGAGGCUGUCAUGGUUUGAAGUGUUGGUAACUUUUUUUAUGCUUUAUUUGUAGCAGUCGCAAUAGCCCUGUGUGAGAUGUGUGUAACGUGCUUUCUGUUUGCGCCUCCCUUGGAACCUGCAACGCAACAGUAGUAGAAAAGAGUGUUUUCCAAAGCCAUCUUGAAGCAGUUCUGAAAUUGUUUAAGAUUAAAGCUAACAAGCAGUUGACCAGCUUCCACCAUUGAUUUUGGUCAGUAAGUUUGCUUUAGUUACAGCUCUCAAUUUGAGAAAAUAAAAUUAGUCUAGUGUAAUCAACCUAGACUGUAGCAGUAGUAUGUGUAACUUUGCACUUGAUUUUUGUGUGUUCUAGAAACUAAGACAAAAAAAGAAGAGAAAUGGGUGUGCUUGUGGCAUACAAAGCUAACAGCUGUUUUGGCUUAUUGGCAUUGGUUUUACUUAGGCACUAAAAUGAGACACCUGCUGAUGGCCUCUGCAGCCCUUCCGCAAGGGCCAGUCCAGACCUGUUGCCUCCAAUAAAAUGCUGACAAUAUGACAAAGUCAGUAGCUUGGGGUUUGUUAUCCGCUUCAUUAAAACAUCUCACCCAAGUAAAACUGCAAAUUACAUUUCUGCAUCUUUGUCUUAAUCAAAUUUAAAAGCCCUAGGUAAAGCUGUUUGUGUACAACUCGAAGUAGCGGCGCUCGGCAGCUGUGAUCUGGAACCAGAGGGAAAUUCCCUGCCAAGCAGAACAGCGUGUGUGUAUGAAUUCGUCCUUCGGGCUUCUGCAUUACAGCUAAAGAAGGAUCGUGCUGUUUCUUUUACUGAGCCGACUGCACUGGAGUUGAAGACUUUAAGACCUGCCUGGGUAAUACAGACAAGUUCUGUCCUACCAAUAUUUAUUGUCAAUGUAAAAAUGAAAAACCUUUUUGCAGGUAGGGUGUGGGAUUGGUUUGUUUGCUUAAAUGUAUGCUAUGUAAAUGCAGCUUGUUAAAUAUAUUUUUAAUGAUGAACUAAAUUUAGACCCUGCAAUGUGAUCCAUGAAAGUAGAUGUUGAUCUUCAUUUACAAUCUGCAUAAGCUCAAUAACUCCGCUACAGUGCAUCAAAUCUGGGAUCUAAGUGCAGAAUUUUCUCUUUUUAGAAUGUGUAGGCCAUGUAAUCCAUAAUGUAGGUAAUCACUGUAAUCCUCAAUAUUCACAUGCUCGUUAUUGUCUCAGGUAUUUUGCUUUAGACCCUAAUUGUGCUGUGUAAUGGCAAGUUAAUUUUUUCCCCCAGGUUGAUCAAAAUCUCUUUAGUUUAAAAAAAAUCAGGUAUCUUAAUAUCAUAUUCUCCAUUAUGUAGUUGUUACUUUCCUUUUUAAAAAAGUAAUCUAGUCAUCUGAGUAGUAAAUCUUGGUCCUGUAGCUAGUGUAUUUGUUUUUUACACGUAGCCUGGCCCUUAGACUUGAUAGGAAAUUAGCAAGAAAAUACCAGGGCAGUAUUACAAAGCUCAUCUGAUUAUCUGGUGGAUUCAAGGCAAAAAUUUCUCUGUGACCCAGUCUGUUGUUUAUGAAUGUGCAGCUAGCCUCCAGGUGUAGCCAAUAUACCAGAUUAGAUAACGGAGUACGCUGUUCAAAUAUUAGUGCAACUCCAAAGAAAUAGAAUGCUACAUUAUUGAAACUGUAUAUAUGUAUCCUAAAACAUAGCCAGGUCAAUACCAAUAUUACCUAUAAAUAGCAGUAAGAAAAUAAUUUUCCGUAGAGAUCAAGGUCAAACUUCCAGAAAAGGUUACCCAAAUCCAGACUGUUUGCAUCAACAAAUGAUGCAGAAUCCCUGUCAAAAGAACCUUCCCAUCAUGAGGACGGCUGGGGACAUCCCGUUCUAGGGAUAUCCUUUGUAUUAGCAGAGGAAGUAGUGCUGUAGGAGAGGGGGGAAAAGAAGCCCUGAAUUAAUGAAAAUAAAGCAACGUUCUUAUCCCAUUACAAGUCUUACUAUUAAAAGCAGAGGGGAUAUAGUGUGUGACUCUACUAUGGGUUGUAUUGCUGCUUUUUCAUAGAAGGGGCAUCAAUGUCAUAAUGACAGAUAGCAAUGUGAUGUUUCAAUUAUAUCUGCAUAGUCUGUUGUGGAAAGUGAGAGGCUUUGCCACGCUUACAGCUGGCGAAAAGAUCAUUGACCUGGGUCACGCCAUGCCAUGACUGGGGUAACAUACCCCAUUCCCAAGAAAGCGUAUUAUCUUGGACUUUUGGGAAUGCUAACUUGGACAUGGUUGACCCAAAGCCUGGCAGAGUGCAUUUGCAUCAAAUUUAGAAUAAGAUGUGUGUUAAGUAACAUCUUUAGACAAACAGGAGAAAUGCUGCAUCUCUUGACCCCUGCAGUAUUCAAUAAUAAAUAAUUAUAUAGCAAAAUACCUUCCUUUUUUUGACAUUACUUUUUAAAUUAAAAUAAUGUUGCCAAAAAUUAAUACUUUUAUUUGAAGAUGUGGUUACUUAAGAAUGGACUGGAUGGAGUAUUGGUGCAUGGGCCCCAAAUGUAACCACCUUUGGAACACUCUAGAUCUGAUUUUUAGUAACUGUCCUUCCUGCAGUAGCACUGGUUAUCAUAGUUGUUUUAAUAUUUUACUGGGUCUACUGCUGUAAAAGUGGAAAAGCUGGGUAAAUUACUUCGGAUGCAGUUAAAAGGGUUUUUAUAGUCAAAAUGGAAGUAAAGCAAAAGUAGUCUGGUAUUCUGAUUAAUUUUUAACCUCUGGGUAUUUAAAUCAACAAGCUUGCCAUAUGGAAUCCUCUGCCAAAAUGCUGUCUACACAAUUUAAAACUAAAUCAAAGCAUCCUACCAGACCAUUUAGCAGUUAUUCAGCAUUUUACUGCUAAGUGCAGAACUUCACUCUAGGUUGUUGCUUCUCUUUCUCAGGGCUAACCAGGCAAGCUUUAAAGAUUGAUAAAUACAUUUACGACUUUAACUCGAGACUACCAAAUCUGUCUUGCCAGUUUAUUUGCUAUUAAGGGUUGGCUUUGUUUUCGCAAGUUGUUUGUGGUUUGUUGGGGUUUUUUUAAAAAAAAGGAGUAACGCCAAUAAACACUGACAGGAGGCUUGGUGAUUAAACAAUUCUUCCUGUUCUUUGGCCCUAGGCAUUGGCAAUUCAAGCUGCUUUUUGCUUUCAGCAUUUUAUCUUUCUUUGUUCCCCACUGAUACCUGUCCCAAGCACACAGACAAUGUGGGUUUUUUCUUCUUUCAUUGAGCCCCAUUAGUGUAUAUCACUGAUACUUGCUCUGUCAUAGACAAAUGGUAAUACACAGCUCUUGCAUAGUCAUUGCAGCAGUGCAUCUAAACCUGCGGUAUGGCUGUUGAACCAAUCUGUGGUACAAAAAGAAGCCCCAAACCACUGCUAAUGCUCGAAAUCUCAUUGUUCCCCCAUCCAGGAACCAGACGAAUCCUCCAUACUGUGCAGCACAACAUAACCCAGCACUUACUGCUGAAACGGCUGGUAACUGGGGCAGCCACUGAGGGUAACAGAUGUUGGCGUGUGGGGCAUAUCACACGUUCCUAAUCGUAGUGGAAGCCAGACCUGACUUUGUGAUCCAACCGAUCACAAUACAAAUAUACCGAUACGAAUAGCAAAAAAGGUCAUAGAGUAAUUAAAGGUAACCUGAGUUUAAAAUCUUGUUUUUAUUUGCCCAGUAUUUGAUUUCCAGGAUCAUCUGCAUGUAUGUGAGAAGGUGAAACUCUUCAUCAAAGAUGAAGUGAAUCUAGGAGAAAUCUCUGCAUAGGAGAAAACAAAGAACCAGGGACUAUUUUAAAAGGAUGCUCAAAUAAAUAUUUCAUUUUAGGCCAGUGAAAAGACCAGCAUUAAAAAGAGUGAUAAUUUGGUUACGAGCUCCAGCUGUAUGCUACAGCCGCUUCCCUUGUGUCGUCCUUGUGCUAUUCCAGCUUCUGGGUGAGCAGGGCCAGCCUGGUCAGCCCACGAACGCUGACUGCUGCUACUGGCACCAGCGCCUGUGCAAGGAGAGGGGCAGGAGUACAUAGCCAGAGGGGAAGAGAUCCGUAUGCUCUCCAGACUUCGACCCAUUUAGGCUGCUGCAGAGCCAUGCCUGCAGUUUCAUUUGUUUACUAGUUAUACUUGACCAGAGGAAGGAUUGGCCACCUGUCUUGAAGGUUUUUUUCCCUGUAAAGACAGGCAAAAGGCAGUGCUAGUAAGGUGACACAGUUUGCUGAUGAGACCACAGUACUCAGAGACGUCAAAACCAAGCCUUACUAUGAAAAAAUACAGAGGGAGCGUAUAAUAAUGAAUGACUGGACAAGAAAAUGGCAAAUUAAUUUUAUUGUUUAUAAAUGCAAGCUAAUGGGUGUAGAAAAGCAGUUUUUGCUUUGUGUGUGGAGCAGUCAUCUCUAAAUGAGAAAUUAGAACUCAGAACAGGUGUCUCGAGUAAUGUUUUCUGAGAAAGUUUGUUUUGCUACGGAUUUUAGGAAGAAACUGAAAACAAACCCAGAUACAUUGUAAUACUACUGUGUGAAUCUUACUUGUGCUUACAUUUUGACCACCAAAUGAUUUUGAGCCCCGAUCUCAGCAAGCAGCGUAGCACAUGUAGAAUUCCAGGGACAUCAGCAUGGAUUUCUGUGUGAGGAGAGGUUGUAUGAGAGAUUACUAUUCCCUGCUUUUCAUGUCAGAACUAGGCUAUGUCAAAUGAAAUCGGGCAGAAGUUUUAAACAAGCAAGCAAACAAAGUGCUUUUCUUUUUUUUGUAAAAUGCAUAAUCCAGCAGUAUGUACUCACGUUUUAAAUUACUUUUAAAAAAAAUCAGACACCUCUUCAGGGAGGCAGCGGUGUUCAGGUUGGGUGUGUGCUUUCAGGUAGGACACAUCCCGGUUGUUACGCUUGGCGUGCUGCAGUUCACGCCUCGGAGCAGCCUGGGAGUGCACAAACUGGUUCCCCUUUAGGUUAAACUAACCAGAGUGUGUGCUUCCAUCUCUGAUGAACAUUCCGUGCCUGGGCCGAAGUUUCAGACACAUUCUGAAAAGCAAACUUUUCUGAAGUGUGUGAAGCGUCGGUGUGGGGCCCCACUUGUAUUAGUCUGCUUUAUUUGGUGCUGCAAAUCCAGCCACAGACUCUGCUCCAGCUCAGUCAAUUAAUGACUUAGAUGCUGCUGGCUGGAAGUUACACUGAUGUAUCAGUAGUGCUUCAUGUAUUUCUACUGUUUGCAUACUUUAUGCUUCCAUUACUGGCUGUUCUCAGCCUGUUAGGUGCCCUGACUCGCUUGGUCUCUUCCUGUCGUCUGUUUCUGUAUGUGCAAAUUUUGCAAGUACGAGAUGUGUCAGUAUAGGUAGAGAGCCCAAGUACAGAUUUGAUCUGUCUCAUUUACUUUAGACACAAGAAAUCAGGCUUGUUUUUGUAAUGAAGAUGUAAAAGAGAAAAGAAAGAAUCCAGUCCAAUACAUUAUUUCCUGUAAAAUACAUUUGUAUAGUAUUAGUAUCUUGGAAAUUUAGUGGGGGGGGAAAUGAGGCACGAGCCUACCUUCACCGGGAGAUGGUGCUGUUUAAUUUGGAACUAAUUCUGACUGCGUGCGACUGCUGCUGGCAUUUCCAAGGUGUGAAUUAGACCAAAUCCUGCACACUCUGUUAGGGAAGAAAACCUGCUGUGAAGGAAGCGCUUUGGGCAAGGGCUGCAGGACUUGCAGCCUUCACGUGCUGCAGGCUGCUAGUUGCAGCCCGGAGGCAGCCCGUGGGACCUUUCUGCCUGCCUUGUCUCCUCGCUAGACGCGGGGGUGAUGAAAACGUGAGCUUGUGAAAAGCCCAUUGUUACUUGUCUGAGCUUUUGCUUCCAUGCUGGCAAGCGUAUUGCUCUGCAGCCUGCAGAGCCCUCACCAGAGCUGGCUGAGAGGCAAGAGAGGAAGCCAAACCUGUAUCUGAGAGCACCAGCUCCUGCAGAUCAGCUGCCCUGAAUGCUGCUUCUCCGGAAGGUAUCUAGUUUUGAUAAUUACUUCAGGUUGUUACAUUUUUAUGUGAAGGUACCUUUAGCAAAUGAACAUCACUUACUCGUUUUAUGAACAAUAUAGCAUACUUAUUUUGCUUCUUCAUGAUGUUUUCCUUCUUCUAGCAAUACGUCUGGCAAGACAGCAUCCACUCUUUUUAAACGAUAAUAUUCAGUUAUCUUAAUGUUUGAUCACUGGCCACAGAUGGGAAAGUCUGGCCUCUGCUCUUGCAGGGAAAGUGCCAGGCAGGAAUUCUCUUGCUGGCCCUCACCUUCCCUUGGCAGCCGCGGACCUGCCACAAUAGAGCUUGGGCUACCUGCUUUCUGAGCCAAGGAAACGGUCCCCGUGCUUUCUCUACUUUGCUGGAGCCCCUCAGCCGCAAAUGGAGAUGUCUGGUCUCUGUGUAAUCAGAGUCCCAUGCAUUCUCAGCCAUUAGGGGAGACCAGAGCCAGCAACAGCCUGUUUUUCUAACCAGUGACCUCAGUAUGAGACAUUUGGCCAUUCAAGCAGGAGUUCCCCUUAUGCAGGUUAGGCAGAGGGGAGACAGUAUCAGAAAUACUAAGUACCAGUGCUUCCUGUAUCUGGAAUGUCUUGGAAUGCUGUGUGAUCAGUGGACGAUCCAAAUGCUGAGAGAUCAGUAAGACCCUGUGGGCUGUGACACAGAGGAAAUAGACAUAACUAUUGGAAAGCACUAGAAGUUGUUGCAAAGAAAAGCUAUUUGUGAAUGAACUUAGCUGAAUAUGGAUCCAGGUGGUGGAAGUCUUGGAUUGCAAACACAAGAAUCCAAAAUGCCUCACACUAUGAUUAUGCAGGAUUUUGUGGCUGGAAUGGCUGGCACUGCUCAUAUUGAUGGAGACCAUAUUGUUGUAUCAGUCCCUGAAGCUGUCCUAGUUUCUGAUGUUGUUACCGAUGAUGGAAUAACUCUUGAUCAUGGCUUAGCAGCUGAAGUUGUCCAAGGACCUGACAUCAUCACUGAAACUGAUGUUGUGACAGAAGGCGUAAUUGUUCCUGAUUCUGUUUUGGAAGCCGAUGUUGCUAUUGAAGAAGCUUUAGAUACCAGUGAUCAUGUUUUGACUUCUGAUCUAAUAACAGAAACCGUUAGAGUUCCCGAUCAGGUGUUUGUGGCUGACCUUGUUACGGGUCCUGAUGGACAUUUGGAGCACGUGGUGCAAGACUCUGUAUCAGGAGCCAACUCACCUACAAUGGUUUCAGAAGAAGUUCUUGUAACGAACUCAGAUUCUGAAGCAGUCAUUCAAGCAGCUGGUACUGUUCCUGGCUCCACAGUGACUAUAAAAACAGAAGAUGAUGAUGAUGGCAAGAGUACAUCUGAAGACUACUUAAUGAUAUCUUUGGAUGAUGUUGGAGAAAAAUUGGACCAUAUAGGAAGCACUCCCUUGAAAAUCAGUACUGAGGUGACAAAUGAUGAUGUUGCUAAAGAUGAUGGUUUUGGUUCAGAAGUUAUCAAAGUGUACAUAUUUAAAGCUGAAGCUGAAGAUGAUGUUGAAAUAGGUGGGACAGAAAUUGUCACAGAGAGUGACUUUCACAACGGACAUUCUGUAGCUGGAGUAAUUGAUCAAGGAGGUGUUGGUAGAAUGCAGCGAGAAAAAAUGGUUUACAUGGCUGUUAAGGACUCUUCUCAGGAAGAUGAAGAUAUUAGCUGUGCUGAAAUAGCAGAUGAAGUUUAUAUGGAAGUUAUUGUAGGUGAAGAAGAAGCUACAUCACUACCAGACACACAGCUUGAAGACUCUGGCGUGAAUAAAACUUUUGUCCCUGUUGCUUGGGCUGCUGCUUACGGAGACGAAAGAAGGCUACCCAGAAGAUACGAAGAUGGUCAAGCGGCAGGAAAUAACUUGGAUACACGAUUAGAAAACAAAAACGGUAAUGCAACACAGUACCUGCAGAUUUGUGAUAGCAUUAGCACUAAUAGAGUGCUAAAACAAAAAACCAAGAAAAGGAGGAGAGGAGAGGCCAGGCAAUGGCAAACAGCUGUUAUAAUAGGUCCUGAUGGACAGCCCUUAACAGUUUACCCUUGUCAUAUUUGUGGGAAAAAAUUUAAAUCCAGAGGAUUCUUGAAAAGGCAUAUGAAGAAUCAUCCAGAUCAUAUGAUUAAGAAGAAAUACCAGUGUACAGACUGUGACUUUACAACUAACAAAAAAGUAAGUUUCCACAAUCAUCUGGAAAGCCAUAAACUUAUAAAUAAAGUUGAUAAAACCCAUGAGUUUACAGAAUAUACGAGAAGAUACAGAGAAGCAAGCCCGUUGAGUUCUAAUAAACUAAUACUGAGGGACAAGGAGCCUAAGCUACACAAGUGCAAAUACUGUGACUAUGAAACUGCAGAGCAGGGACUACUCAAUAGACAUCUGCUUGCAGUUCAUAGUAAGAACUUCCCUCAUGUGUGUGUGGAGUGUGGGAAAGGAUUCCGUCACCCAUCAGAGCUGAAAAAGCAUAUGAGGACCCACACUGGGGAAAAGCCAUACCAGUGUCAGCACUGUGUCUUCAGGUGUGCUGAUCAGUCCAAUCUGAAAACUCACAUCAAAACCAAACACGGGACUGAUCUGCCCUUUAAAUGUGAGCACUGUCCCCAGGCGUUUACAGAUGAGAAGGAACUGCAGCAGCACACAGAAUUGUUUCAAGGGCAUAAGACUCAUCAGUGUCCACAUUGUGACCAUAAGAGCACCAAUUCAAGUGACCUGAAGCGACACAUUAUUUCAGUGCACACAAAGGAUUUUCCCCACAAAUGCGAGGUAUGUGAAAAAGGCUUCCAUCGUCCAUCCGAGCUCAAAAAGCAUAGUGAAACCCAUAAAGGUAAAAAGAUACAUCAGUGUAGACACUGUGACUUUAAAACAUCAGAUCCUUUUGUACUUAGUGGGCAUAUCCUCUCAGUUCACACCAAGGACCUGCCUUUUAAAUGCAAAAGAUGUAAAAGAGGAUUUAGGCAGCAGAAUGAACUUAAGAAGCACAUGAAGACCCACAGUGGAAGAAAAGUUUAUCAAUGCCAGUAUUGCGAAUAUAGCACUACGGAUGCGUCAGGCUUUAAACGACAUGUAAUAUCAAUACACACAAAAGACUAUCCCCAUAGGUGUGAGUAUUGCAAAAAGGGAUUCCGUAGACCAUCUGAAAAAAAUCAGCAUAUAAUGAGGCACCACAAAGAGGCCAUAAUGUAAUAUAUGAUCUCAAGAAGGAAGCAAUUUAGAAACUGUGAUACGCUAAUUGGGGAAAAAAAAAAUAUCUCAUGAACUGUUUCUCCUGGUUUCAAAGCUUGAUAUUAAAUCAUAACUUUACAUUCUUUGUAUUAAAAGUCUUAAAAGUAUUAGGGUUGACAGGGGAUCUCAUAGCCCUAUGAUUGUUGCUUAUCAGAACCUAAAGAGCACUACAGAAUGCAGAAGGAUGGAUGAAUGUCUUAAAUUUGCAGAAAGAUGGAUGAAUGUCUUCAAAUUAGUAGUAUUACAUAUUGUUAAGUGAUAGAAGACAAAACGAAGAUGACUGUGUUACCCAUUUUGUCAGUAACAGCAUUUGUCUCCAAUAUGAAAACAGUUCCGAUACAUGGUGGGGUUAUUUACAAAUUGUUUGCAAAGGCAACCGAGUCUUAACUUCUUGUGCAGUUUUUAAAGGAGAGUAUUAGUCAGUCACUUGAUCAUAACAUUUUAAAAUCGUGCCUAGAAAUUAAAUUCCAGAACUGGUCAAAUUGGGGGAGGGGGGGAUUUUAUUUUAUUUUAUUUUAUUUCCUUUUUAAACAUUUCAUUGGGGAACUUUCUCGUUUCCUUCAUUGGUUUAGGUCCAACAAGCAAUUUUCUUUAAUGGUUUUCAAAGCUGCUAACCUAUUUUAUUGCAGGAAAUGAUGUUUAAAAUACAGCAUUAUGUUAUGGUCUCAAAGGUGGUGUUCUGGUGCUAGGGUUAAAGAUGUGUAUGUAUAUAAUUUCCCUUUUUUAUCUGAAACUGCAGUUGAAUGUUGUUCAGUAUGGCACAUAUAACAAAAUUAACUUUGAAUUUGACUUUUUUUUAAGGAUGAAAUGGAUGCAGCUCAUAGUGUUGUGACUCAACACUUGAUUUUUUUUCUCGCUACUUUAAAGUCUUCUCUAAAAAAUUAAAGUUGAAAAUGUAGGGUUUUUUAAUUAAAUUUCAAAGUACUUAGAAGUUCUUUAGGGCAGUGUUCUUAACAGGUGUGACUGUUACUGUCCUACCUGCUAAUAUGAAAUUUUCAAUAUAGACAUAAAAUUGCACCUUUUAAUCAAUUCUUUAAAAAAAUUCUAUACGAUACUAUAAACAUGCAUUUUCAAUCUGUAAGAAAGUAUAUAUGCAGUAUUUAACCAGAAAAAUACGCUGCCACUAGAGUUUGGAGGUGGAUCUUCAGUUUACAGUGUAUACAUUUAAAAUAUGCAUCCCUUUAAACAAUGCUUUGUGUUAGCAUGCUGCAAAUCAAAUGGCGCUUAAUAUAACAAGCUGGUCUAGGGCUAUUUAAUGAAAAACCUGUUCAUAAAUGUUAUGCAUAUAAUGUGUAUUUUUUACUUUUUUAGUUGCUUCAUGUUUGCACACAGCUGUUCACAUGAGAAAUUGUAACUUCAUGCUAUAUUGUGGCUUUGUGUUUCAGAUAAUGUUCAUAUUUUGUUUUUGCACCAGAUGAGAAUCAGUUCCUUGAGAAUAAAUUUUUUUUAUAUUUCUAAACUUCAGAAAGUUAAAUUUGGGAAAUCUCUUAGAAAAAUACGUGUUUUAUGUGGCUGUAAAAAAUGAUGUACACGCUGUAAAAUAAGAUUGUCACUGUUAUGUGGGAUUAUUAUUUCUAAAUGUGUUACUCAUCGUAACGGGCAUACAAUAAAACGCAUCUCUUGCACUCCAAUUUUUUUGGAGUUUGCUUUUCAUUUAUGGUGUUUAGGAAUGUCUCAUUCUGUGUAAAUUUGCCUGGUAUUUUUAAUUAUGUUAUUCAGUAAUUAAUGUGUAGUAACACUUCCAGUAAGCAGGUUACCUGAGGUAUGUUUAUCAGACUACUGAGGGGAAGGUACUGCUGUUUUACUUGACUAACCCUUUAAAGUUACAGGUAAUGGAUUUGUGCUUGUUUCUGAAACAGUUACCAAAUGUGACACUGACAUUCCUUUGAAAUUCUUUCCCUUAAGUAAAGGUAGAGCAUAAAACUUCUCACAUAUUUUGGGAAAAGCCAGGUAGGUUUUGUCUUUCUAUCUGUGUAAUAAGAGCAGCUUGCAAAAUGAAAUGCUAAAAAUACUGCUGUCUUUAAUUUCCCUUUCUUUUUAGAAUACUUGAAUUAUGACAACAGUAAUAGAUUAAAAACUUUUAAGAAGAGAGUGUGAUACUAAAUCCAUCGAGGAUUUCCACGGGCUUUUAUUUAGCCAGUGAACUCAUCGGUGGUGUAUUAAACCCCAGAAAUGAUGCAGACGUGAAUGUAUUCAUCUGGUUUUUGUUUACGCUACUUCUUUUUGUAUGUCCAGCAAUCAAAGGAGGAGGCCGUAGGAUUCCAAGAAAAUCUUGAGAUCAAAGUUGUGGCUUUUUGACAAUUUUAAUGCUUUAUUCCUGGACGUUAUGUUGAAUACACAGACUGAAGGAGUUUCUUCAUAGCAGACUGGAGAUGAUGAUUCUGACUCUGUGACAAAGCACAUGUCCAUGCUGGCUCAUUUUUCCACCUUAUGGAUGGAUGGAAUAAUCAGGUACUUGAGUAUUUUAAUCAUUUUCUGUAGCCAACUUUGUAGAAGGACUUAGUCCCACGUUGCCUAAGGGUCCGUCACAGUUCAUGGGACAGAACAGCACGCGGGGGCUGGAAAUGACAGGAAUGACACUUGUGAAGAGCAGCGUUGCGGUCAGCUGUGUGAAACCGCGCCACAGUGCGUUGGCCAUGGCAUUUGGGUCAUGUUUUGGUAUCUGUUAGUGCUCAUACUCGGUAUUCACUGGUGGCCUGUAUUAAUGUUUGCACUUCACAGUGUAUGUUUGAGGAAAACGGUGUUUCUUCCAAGGAGUGCAGUGAAAGCCUUUGAGCUUUACACGUCCGAUAGUUUAAAAUGAGCGAUGUGGGUUAUUUGGUUGUGGCGGGCAGUUCAGUGUAAGAUUGUGUUUUGUUCGGAGUCGGUGAGCGGUAUCUGCUGCUCUUCGGAGCGUGGGGCGGCAGGGUUUGGCACCUGGGGUUUCUGCUGCGUCUGGUUUUUUAUUGUCCUAAAGCUACAUACGGUAAAGGGUGCAAAAAAAAUUUUAACUUAUUCAAUGAUAGUAUGUAGUGAAUGCUGGAUAAAAGUUUAAUUAAUUUACGGUUUCAUCGUUAUAUUGUAGAAUGAUUAACUUCUGCAACUUUGUAUUACAGAAAUUGAAAUUGGGAUUGAGGUUUUAACGGUCUGUAAGUCCACCUCAUGCUCUUUUCUUUUUAAUUAAGGAAAAAAAUACCAUACCUGUUGGAACAUGAAAAACGUUCCUCACAGAUUGUAAAGAUGUAAGGGAGGGGACAGUGGUUGGAAGCCCAUGUCUGUGGUAGGUUGUUACCCACUAAGGUACAGAUACGGGAAGGCGUGUGGGACGUGGAGCGGCGCAGCCCGGUGCGAUGCUGUGUGUGAGCCCUGCUCUCGGCGGUGGCUGCAGAAGCGUGUGGUCACAGCCAGCCCUGCCCAAUGUGAAGUCUGGAGUGACCGGCUUUCUGUGGCUGGCUAAUUGCAUUAGCAUUUUGAACGUCUCUUUCUUGAUAUUAAUUGUCUCUUCCUCUCUCAGCAGCAAUGGACAAUGAAACCUAGCUGAGAAGAAAAACUGUGGAAACAAGGUCUGGCUAAGAGAGGAAGAGCCUUGGGACUGAACCCGCACAGUGUUAAGGGUUUCAGAUGCCCACAAUUAAAGGUAAUGAAAUUGCGAAAGAAACUACGGAGGAAGGCCGGCAGAGCGCUCUCAGGGUCGAGAUGACGCCAGCUGUAUGUGCGCUGUGACACUGCACCCCAGGCCCCGGGGCUCUGCUCAGAGCCGCACGGCACGCUCCGGCCGGCAGCGCCACGUCAGCUUCAGCCACAGAGCGUUAAGGAAGCCCUGGCUGGUGAAUGCGCUAUCCAGGAGUGCCCAGCGCGCCCAUUAAUAACUCGUGUUUCUGCUGCUCGUAGCUUCUCCUGAGCCAUUGGAGUAACGCGCCCAGCUGAGAUCACGGCAAAGACCACAAUCGCUCCAGGGCUGGCUGAAGAACAGAAGUUAGUCAUGCUGAGAAAAACUGAAGUCCACGACAGCGGGGCACACCACUCCUCUGAGAGAAAGUGAGUGCGCGGAGAAGUACACAGAUGGUAGUGGCCGAGGAUGGACGUGAGUAACAGAGUCCUUUAUGAUGGGGAUGUGACUCUUUUCCAUCAUCUUUGUGCUUCCGUGUCUGUAGGAUGUUCCCCAGCCUUUCUCACUGUCAGACUGAACCUUUUUUGGAUGCAAAAUAGCAGAAAGUAAAGCAAUUUUACUGUUGUGAAUCCUUUGGGCAGCUCCGAUGGCUCUGAGACUUCUUUCAUUCCUGAAAGAAAGCAGCAGCUCGUUAGCUACAGAAGCUGGUGUGGUUUCUUCUAAAACAAAACUACCUGGUAUAUAAAACGUCUCUAGCCGAGCUACAUACUUAGGUUCUCUAACCAGCUAGCUUUUCAAGUGUCUUCAGUGGCCAGGGAGCAUUUCCUCCUUAACAAACGCUCAGUGUGUCGGCGCUGCCAGCAGCUGGUACUGGCAAGGCCAAAGCUGGGUCGUUCAGCCCUAAGGGGUUUGGUGUCAGAGAUUCGGUCUCUCCAGCAAACGCCCCCAAGGACAAUAGCUUUUUCUGUACCUGGGAAGUUACCAGAUACCUAAAUAAUACAAGUUUUUGUUAAAAGGAACAUUCAAGUACUUCCAUCUAGUUGCUGUGCUCAGCCCUUUACCACGCUCUUCAGCGAUGACUGCAGGCGGAAGGAGCUGGCUGACAGUCCAGAAACACAGAAAAAGUACUUGUGAGCCUUGGAGUAAAGGUGAAAUUGGCACUUCUCGAGUUUGUCUGACAGCAAAGUAAUUUUGUUUCAGCUGAGACUUGCACUAGUGAUUGACAGAGACCUUGGGAAACAGAGAUCACACACUUUCAUUCAUUUAAUAAUACUGAUCUCUUCAAAUGCAGCGUACGCUCAUCUUUGCCAUUUUUUUAUAAUGCAAAGUAUGACUGACUUCUCAAGUAAGCUAGGAGGGAGGGGGCCUGACCUUUUUUUUUUGUGAUUUCUUUAUUAAUGUUUAAUUCCUUGACGUUUUGCUGGGUUGCAAUAUAACCGGAUGAGUAUUUUAGAGAUCAGUCACAAAAAACCUCCAGUUUGGCAGUGACCUCUCUGCCUUUUCUUUUCUUACUCCUGCUCUAGGUAACAUUCCUUUGUAGAACGUGCCAGGGGUUUCACCUUCCAUUACCUCGUGCCCUGUAACAUAAAUACCUUCUGCAGGCCCGUUUCCUAUUUUUAUUUUGACUCGCUCUUUAAAGUCACCACUCCUCUGCCUUCCCUGGGUCACUCUGCCCUGUCUGAGCGCAGGUUUCGGGGAUGUGGUGCUUAACCUGUUCCAGCACUAGGCCGGAGUCCCUGCUGCUCGUGACUCAGAGCAGGAAUACUGCCCUCCCUCAGCCGGGAGCACUACACGGAAGAAGUUCCUACACACCUAGGCAGGUCCCCAGGCCUGGGACGCCCAAAGAGGCCCCGUGCGAGGGCGGAGCCUGCCGCUAGAGCCACGCCACUUCUUUUGUUAAGGUCGUCAUGUGUCAGAGAAAACCAGGAAAGGGUAUUUUAUUUACACUCCACCCACCAAUUACUGCCGCCUGGCAGUACAGUUCCUUGGCUAUGAUCAGUCACUUUGCUUUCUGCAACCAGGUUAAAUUAACCCUGUGGCUUUCUCUUAAUGAAAAUUUUGGCUAAUACUUUCUUUGAAGUUAAAUCAAAUACUCUGGAGUUUCAGAGACUGAACAGUCUCUAAGGUAAACUUACGUGUUUCCAUAUCUCUCCAGUCCUCUCGAUCACAACAGUUUGUGAUUUAUUGACAGGCGAUGUAACCUUGUAGUCAUCAGACAGGAGACCCAGGAUAGGAUACUGAUUCCUGUACCUGUAUUAAAGAUAUUGAAGAGAGUUGCAAACGUGUAGCCAAAUCGUGAACUCGCAGUCAUUAAUCCCCCCAGACUUCCACUAGUAACUGAGCAGGUAACACAGCCACGGAAACGGCCACCUUAGGUUUUCCUGUCCCGGGAGGAUCCAAUACUACCGCGACUGUUCCCCUUCAAGUUGAAGAGGCAGCAUUAAGAUACCUGCAGGAAUAACUUGCCUCAUAGAGGAUACGCGAUAGAAAAACAAAAGGAUGUAUUUUUAAGAAAGGCGAAUAACUACAUUACUUCUUAGUGAUGAUGGUUGUUACACCGGGGGACUGACUGCCGGAUAAUUUCUCAUGCUUCAAUCUGAAGAGGUCCUGAGAAAACCAAAAGUAAACAUUCAAAUGAAAUAAUGUUUUCUGAAGGAUUAGUUCACUAAGGUCACAACAAUGUAUUUGCAGAAAUUCUUCUCAAAAAGAAGUCUGUCCUUCCAAAAGGCUGGCCGAGGAACAGCGUUCAGUUACAGAAAAUCCUAACCCCGAUUCCUGAGCCGGGAGCGUACAAACGAAUUCCCAGGAAGCGCCCACCUACAGCCUAACUGGAAGCUUAAGUAGAAUACACUAUACAGAAAUUACUUCUUUUACAACAACAAGAAAUAUGCAAAGUAGUAUCUCCUGCAGCAUCUUCACCAUUAUGCUAACGUGGAAACCGUUGGGAAUUGGGUAUCUCAUUAACAGACGUGCUUCCAUAGCUGUGGUGGAUAAAACGCCUGUGGGCAGCACCCAGAUAAAACCAGCUGGGUUCAAGAUUCCCCACUGCAAAGAUGGUAUUUGUAUUGCCCCAGUUCAAACGUUUACGUUUGUGAAUAGAAGAAUUUCAGCCACGACCCAAACAGAGCGUACCCGAGUUGCUUUACGGGAGCAUCUGGCUCGGGAAGAUUCCGCAGAGGUCUAACGCUGCUGUCACCAAGUGUCUUUGCCCUGCUCCCUGCGCACUGUGUGGAUGCCCAGGAAGGCCGGCUACGCUGCCAGCUGCACCGACAGCACGCACGGACAGCACGCUGCCUGCACCCCUCAGAAACUCCCGAACUUGCAAGCUGCUGGAAAAUGAAGGGCAAAGGAAGCCAGUUUUGUGCUUCCAGUGAAUCUGUGUCAAACACUUCUACACCAAACUGAAAUACAUUUGAAGUCCUUACUGAAGGGUUUAGGUAGGAAGCGAUCCUGAAGUGAUGUAUGCAGAGUUUAUAAAGUUACAUAUCGUCUCUCCAGAGCUACAGGCACAGGCCUUGCGUUACUGAUCUUUGUUGUGUGACAACUGACAUGAAAGCUGACUCGGUCAAGGGGUAACACUCCCAGACAAGGAAAACAAACAAACCAGCAUGGCUUAACACAUUUAGAAGCAUGUGACAAAGUCUUGGACAGUCCUAGACAACAUCUGCAGUCACAGUAUACCAAGAAGUUGCCUGCAACAGACAAACUCUACUGUUUACUUUACAAUGGUGCUUAAUUACUAUGAGUUUAAACAAAAACUUUUGAGAUUGGAGAUAGCAAAUUUAUGUGCCUGUGUAUUAUUCAUACUCUGAACAGUAAAGCAUUCAGAAAAUCAUUCUUACCGGUUCACAGGUUUGAACUGUUACCCUCCUCACUGUGUUUCCUCUGCAGUCAUCACUCACAGAGACUGGAAUUAUUUCACAAGGGCUGCUGGUCUGUGUCUGUUGGCACUGGUGAGUGACCUGGGACUGCUCGGAGUGCUGGGCCACAUGGCACUGAUCGGCUGCCUGGGGAAUCUGACACUGGUGGGAAAACUGAUACUGCUUCUCCUAGAAACAAGAAUGGAUUUUUUCAAGCUGCUAGACACAUCUUGAUGAGAUAGAAGCUUAAUAUGAAUAUAUAAAUGAAUGAAAUGUGGUUUUACUUGGAAAGACUGGUGACAGUUUCAGAUAUUUUAAUAAUCCUAAUAAAGUUGCUUUUUUUCCUAA